Cottoperca gobio is the source of this 3372-nucleotide messenger RNA. It is a transcript of the gene pnrc1, whose product is annotated as proline-rich nuclear receptor coactivator 1. The coding region runs from base 295 to 1158 and encodes 287 amino acids. The record is from RefSeq and is a predicted model, not a curated record. NCBI's taxonomy places the organism in Eukaryota, Metazoa, Chordata, Actinopteri, Perciformes, Bovichtidae. The transcript has 3 exons.
UGCUAACGCUUCUUCUGCCUUGAGACGCUCACUAGCAUCGACGGCAUCUCGGGAUAAAGGACGUUCAUUGGGUUUUUUUAGCAACAAAACAUAAUUAAAAUCCUACAAAUUGACUCCCAGGAACUUCUGAGAUAUUAUAACGUUAUAUUCGUUAAGUCGUUAUUUCUGCGUGGAUAAGAAAGUGUUUUAUCCGAAGCUUAGUUCGCUAACUGUUAGCUUGUGACGUUGUUAGCUAAACUAACUUAGCCGCGGAGGAAUUUCACAGCCUGUUUAUGUUUGUGCCAGUUCAAAGACAUGUUGGACGGAUCUCCGGCUCACAGCGAUGAGGCUAACAUCGGCAACGUCGAAAACAACAACCCGAUAUCGUUGAGCAACGAUGGGGUGAACACAGGUAACAGGACGAGGCAGGCUCUGCUGAAGAAAGGAGGGAAGAAGCUGCGGUCGACGGCGCCGCUGCAUCACCAGAAGCCUCCGAAAAAAAGCCCCAACAUCCGGCUGUCAGACCACAACAACAACAACAACAACACUCUAGUCGCUCUAUCUGCUAACAAACCUGCAGCUCAGCCCGGUACCGAGCUGCCACCCGGUACACAGGCCGUGCUGACCCUCCACCACCUCAAACAGGGAGCCAAGAAAGAGGCAGUGAGAUUAAAGGGGAAGUCUGUACGAGUCGAGCUGCUGAAAUCUAAAGGCGGCAGAUUGGAGCAAGGAGUCGUGCAGCCAGGCGGUCAACCUAUCCGCAUCCUGCCCCGGCACGAUCAAAUCGCCCAGAACAUGAUCACACGGAGCCACAAGCCCAAGCAGGACCAAAGCCCUGGAGCUCCUCACUCCGCGAAGAAGAAAGAUGGCUGCAGCCCGACUAAGCCUCUUUCUCUCCACCAGCCUCCACUCCGAGAGCAGAAAAAAGCAAAACCCCUCCACGCCUCUGACAACGUGAAGCUGGUGAGCACGCCGCCUGCUGAAGCUGCGCCUGAAUACCUCAAAGAUGGAGAGAAGGUCUACGCCGGCGCUAAGUUCAGCGAGCCGCCGUCACCGAGUGUCUUACCUAAACCUCCCAGCCACUGGGUCGGAGACAACGAGCCUCAACACGGCAGCCAAAGCCGAGAGCAAAUGACUUUUCAUCUGAAGUCGCUGCUGAAGGUUCAAGAUAAAUCAUGACCGCAUCUCACGUGUGAGUUACACUGAAUGCCAAUAAUUGGAAAACCGGCGUUUAGGUAGAUUGAGUUUGGCCUUUAACACUCUGCAAUAAGACGCAGGGAGUUUUUAUUCACUGUAGUACAAUUUCCCAUAAUUCAACAGGCUGCCUGCAUUUGUGAACAUUUUAGAGACGUGAUGUUGUUGCUGGAGGUCUGACUGACAUGCCGUGUGCAGCAGGUGUGUUUAAAGUCUUUCCUUGUUGGCAGAGGAAAGAGGAAAUAAUAUGUUUUUGUAAUGUAGGAGAGUGUGUAGCAGGAUGAGGUCGUCUCCAGCAGCAACACGAUCAUUAUCUCAUGUUUACAUCGUGCGAAGUGAUGACGGCACUUUCUUUUGUGAACACUUUGGAAAAGGCAGCCUUUUGUGUUGCUUUUUUUUUUUAAGAACUUGUGUAAAUGUACAUAAUAUAUUGUAAACAUAUAUUUGUGUAUAUUUUUCCUUGUUAUUUUAACUGAGAUUCUAGUUUUGUUACUGAGGUUUUCCAAAAAAAAUAUGAAAAAAGAAGAAAAAAAUGUCCCCUGUGAACUGAGGCAUUUGUUUCAGCUCCUUCAGUUCGAGGCUCAGUGGACGUAAGAAAGACUUUUCUAACUGAUUUGCACUGAACAUUGGGAAGGACAGGAGCGUUCUGAUGUUCCCGAGCUUGACCAGCCACUUUGAUGAAUUCACCAGCCAGCUUUGAGCACAGAGGAGGACUUGCAGAUCCUGGCGGGGCAACGUUCACAGUGGCUCAGAUAGCGGAAAACUCAAAAAGCCAGAAUUUACAAUCUGGUUCCUGAAGUUCUUUCCCUUUUUUACACAAACACGGGUCCAGCCGGUGCAAAGCCAAGAGAUCAGGGGACUGUGAGGCUGCUGAGGAGAAGACGACAAUGUGAAAAGUGUCACAACCUGCUGCUGCAGAAAGCCAGUAUCCAGCGUCCAGACCGAGUGCUUCUCUUUUCUUUCCCUUCAUUGCACUGACUCAGAGUGCGUUCACAUUAAGCCUCAAUGUAAAACAACUCUGUGUCCACAGUCUGUCCACACUGAGACGGUGUCUUUCACACCCAAAAAACUAAGCUGCUAUCCCGAGUGGGUACUUCUUAAAGCGUGGGCUUGGUGUGGGUAUCGGGAAAAGGGAAGUUGACGUUUGAAAUAAGGCGUCCCAGUCACGAGUGAGGAGUGCGCGGCAGGAAGAAGCUUUCUCUGCGCUCGUUUUUAAUUGUCAAAAUAGGACGAACACCAUCGAAGCUUAUCGUGAUUAAAAUAAGUCCUAUCGCCAAAAGCUAAACAUUUGCUGCUUCCAGCUUCAGAAAUAUGAGGAUGUGCUGCUUUUUACAUAUUAAUGUGUUUUGGAUUUUGGAGUAUUUGUCAAAACCAGACAUUUCAAUAAGUGGAUUUAAGGAUCUAUCGUAAGACGAAACACUUCCCUGACAUUUUAUAUAAUAAUGUGUUUAUCAACAAUGGAAAUAAUAAUUAGUUGUAGCCUAGAAUGACUUGAUCAGCGCUGGUGAACGUUAUUCUAUAUACUCGUUCCAUUAUCUGGCAGAAGAGACGGAUAAUAAGUGAAAACCACUAAACGGUGAAUUCUGCUCUAUUAAAAGACGAUAUACGAGUUCACAGAGCGGGAGAAAACACGUUGGUCCCGCUCUUUCUAAGCGUUAGAUGGACGAAGACGAAGAAGAGAUUUAAGCCGUUUCCAUAUUCAGGUGUUUCAGUGUGGACGCACAUUGUUUUUAAGCUGCAUUUUAAAGACUGUUUGGCUUCAUGUGGACGUAGUCUGUAUAUUAUGUCUUUUUAAAGGGGACUUGUUUUCACGCACUUCAUUUCACAAACCUCCUCUUUGCCUUUUCAUUUCUUUAAGAUACUUUAAAGCAGGUUGAUGUUUACCAAGAGAGCAGGACGUGUUGAUGAUCCUGUGAUAAUCUACCACGUGUUUUCUGUUUUUGUUAUGCUUUCUAUGGAUGCAGGCAGCUGCUGGAUCUUGUUUCUUGACCUCUGUGACGUCACGUAAAUGGAAAAUUGUAUUACUGUGGCAAAAACUGCCCAUUUUAUUACAGUGUUUUAAAUUGAUUUCAUUCCAGUUAAUGAGUGUAUGCUUAACAUCACACCUCCAUGCCACAAUUUGAGAAAAAAAAGUUUAUUUUAUGAAGAAUGUCUUUCAUAUUUAAAUUAGAAAUUAUAUUAAAAUAUUGGUUACCCCUA